ACUGGCUCCCCAGGGACGACCCCGGGAUCCCCCGCCGCUCAGCGCGCCAAGUCCCUUGUGGGCCGGAUUUCCACUACCCGGGGCCCCACUUCCCGCCCCUCCGUCCGCGCCGCGCCCUUCGCGCACGCAGCCCCUCGUGCAGGUCCGGGGUGGCAGCGCGCCGGGAGGCGCUCUCGGGCAGGUGCGCCAGGCCCCGCGGUUGUCGGGGUCGCUAAGGCUGCUGAGGUCUCCGGGUCCCGCGUCCGCACCCGACGGAGGCACGAGGGCCCCGCCCCGGGGCAGGCGGAGCCGCUCGCCCCGCCCUCCACGCCCUCCCCCUGGUGGCUCCGAUAUAAAGUUCCUCUUUCUCACCUCGCGCUGUUUCUGCCCUUGAACUGGGGUCCGCACAGCGCCCUGAGCCCCGAGUCCCGGCGAGCGCGUGGUGAAGCGGCUCCGGCAGCGCGCUCGGCAUGAACCUGGAGGGCGGCGGGCGCGGCGCGGACUUCGGCAUGAGCGCGGUGAGCUGCGGCAACGGGAAACUCCGCCAGUGGCUGAUCGACCAGAUCGACAGCGGCAAGUACCCGGGUCUGGUGUGGGAGAACGAGGAGAAGAGCAUCUUCCGCAUCCCGUGGAAGCACGCGGGCAAGCAGGACUACAACCGCGAGGAGGACGCCGCCCUCUUCAAGGCGUGGGCACUGUUUAAGGGAAAGUUCCGGGAAGGCAUCGAUAAGCCGGACCCUCCCACCUGGAAGACCCGCUUGCGAUGCGCUUUGAACAAGAGCAACGACUUCGAGGAGCUGGUGGAGAGGAGCCAGCUGGACAUCUCCGACCCGUACAAAGUGUACAGGAUUGUUCCCGAGGGGGCCAAGAAAGGAGCCAAGCAGCUCACUCUGGAGGACCCGCAGGUAGCCAUCGGACACCCCUACUCCAUGACCACGCCAUAUGCCUCCCUCCCAGCCCAGGUCCAUAACUACAUGAUGCCACCCCACGAUCGCAGCUGGAGGGACUAUGUACCCGACCAGUCACACUCGGACAUCUAUCAGUACCCCGUGCCAUUCAGUCCCCGCAGCCACCACUGGCAAGGCCCAGCUUGUGAAAAUGGUUGCCAGGUGACAGGAACCUUUUAUGCUUGUGCCCCACCCGAAUCCCAGGCUCCCGGAAUCCCCAUAGAGCCAAGCAUAAGGUCUGCCGAAGCCUUGGCCCUCUCAGACUGCCGGUUGCACAUCUGCUUGUACUACCGGGAAAUCUUGGUGAAGGAGGUGACCACGUCCAGCCCUGAAGGCUGCCGGAUCUCCCAUGGACACACCUAUGAUGCCAGCAACCUGGACCCAGUCUUGUUCCCCUACCCAGAGGACAACGGCCAGAGGAAGAACAUCGAGAAGCUGCUGAGCCACCUGGAGCGGGGCGUGGUUCUGUGGAUGGCCCCCGAUGGGCUUUAUGCCAAGAGACUGUGCCAGAGCAGGGUGUACUGGGAUGGGCCCCUGGCGCUGUGCAGCGACCGGCCCAACAAGCUGGAGAGGGACCAGACGUGCAAGCUCUUCGACACGCAGCAGUUUCUGUCAGAGCUGCAGGCCUUUGCUCACGCUCACCACAGCCGACCCCUGCCGCGCUUCCAGGUGACUCUGUGCUUCGGGGAGGAGUUUCCAGAUCCUCAGCGGCAAAGGAAGCUCAUCACGGCCCACGUGGAACCACUCCUAGCCAGACAGCUGUAUUAUUUUGCUCAGCAAAACAGUGGACAUUUCCUGAGGGGUUACGAUUUACCGGAACACAUGAGCAGUCCCGAGGACUACCACAGAUCCAUCCGACAUUCCUCCAUUCCAGAGUGAAAACUGUCAAGACGCCGCGGGCUUUUUAAAUUGUAAGUAUUAGACUUUGACCAGCACAUCCAGGGACUGCCUUCUCUCAGCCCCAGAGCUGAGGGUAAUCACCGCGCACAGUGAGGACAGGGGUAGACGGUCAGCUGCCUCUGAAGGGAGGACGAGCCUGAUCCCGAAGGAACGACAGUCUCCAUUCCGUCCCGCGGCAGACCACUGCACUGUGCCUCCAAUCGCCUGAUCGCCUCGGUUUAUGCCAGGAAAACUCACCACGCCACGGGUUUACCUUCGCCUAAGCUGAAUCUGGAAUAUGGUUCUUAUUUGAAAACUGAGAAACUUGUGUUUUGGCCACUUAAGUGUUUUAUCACUUCUCAGGGCAGCGAAGCCUGGAUGGCAGGCUCUACUGCACUUCCCAGGGAAAUGUCCGAGCUGCUAGGAGCUGUGGUUCACUCCUGUGGAAAUAUUUGCUGAGUGACAGGAGCUGGUCUCAGGGCAGGCGGCCAGGGUCUCUGCGGAGCCCACCCUGCACCCUGAGUCCUCCCCUUGGCCUGCCUGGAAGCCCGUGGGUGAGCUCUGUGGUCCUUUCCUCCAGCCAGAAGACCUGGACUUACUUUCAGAGAGGAAUGUUUAUGGUUUUGUUGUUGUUUCUUGUUCUCUAGAAAUUAUUACUAAGACUUUUUUCUUAAGGAGCAGAAGAUGAAAAAAAAAAACAAAAAAACCCAGUCCAAGUACUGAAGAUGUGUUUUUAAAGUGUGGCCACAUUUCCCCUCUGUUUGUUUUGCUGAGCCGCUGUGGUAUCCAUGGCGACAGGGAGGGAGGAGCCGGGCUCAGGUUGGGAGCGCUGUCAGAAGACCCAAGCCGGACCCUGCCGAUUGUGUAACUGCGCACUCAGGGGCCGUUUCUGCUUAUUUUGUAUAUUAGAUGCUUCCUCAUGCCAACAGUAGUUUGACAGGGCCUUAAAAUGGCUGGACUUUUGCCAGAUCUAUUUUGGAACAGAAUCCCAAAGAUCCCCACUUGCCCAGAUCCCCAGAUCCCUUACCUUCUGUGUCUUGGGAGGAUGGGGUCCUGCAUGUCAGUAUUUUUCCCCCUGCUAUGAAAUAACUGGUGUUACUUCCAGGCUUGGCAGGAGAAUCAAUAGUUCUCAAACGUGUAACUCUCUUGUACUAAACUUUGUUCUGUAAUUCACUCAGCAAACACACAAUAAACGCCUGUGUGUCCUGAGCAUUACACAGGUUGCAGCAUUUACAACACGUCAGCAGUGAAGCCCUGACUGGAGGGUCACUGUAUUUUUACUUUUUAAAAAGGGAUUGCCAAUACUAAAAUAUCACAUAUUGACUGUAGAAAGUGUAAGCAGUCUAGAGUAGAAAAUACAAAAGGCGGCUGGGAUUGGUUCUUCUUUUUUUUGCAACAAAUCCCCUCCCCUCCCAGCCCUGAAGUGCCCACAAGAGGGAUUUUGUGCUCCCUGCUGGCACAGACUUACCUCGCAGCAGCCUGCAGGACCCGCUGCCCAGCGCCUUGCAGCAUGGGUAUCUGUGGGAGGCCAUGUGUCCCCCGAGGGCGGUAACUUAUACAUCUUAUAGAUGCAGAGUAUUUGGGGGUAUAUUAUCCUACGGAAGGUGAUGCUAAAAUUAGGAACUCUGGCUUCCCAGAACCCCCAGCCCAUCGCCUUGCUUGAGUGAGAGCAUUUAACCCAGUGCUGGCAUCUCACUGAAGCUGUCUCCAGGACAUGUCCCUUCCAGGACCUCUAAGCCUUUGUCCUCCAAGGGAUGCUUGAUGUGUAGUGCGGUAUGAACUUUGUAAAACGUAUCUGCUGCUUUAACAGUUAACCACGCUUUCUGAAACAUGCUUGUUGGUUUGGCCCAGAACUCUGCAUACCCACCUGUGCUGAUUUUCUAACCAUGAAUCAGGGUAGAAUCGAACCAGACAGUGAGAGGUCUGGUGAAGAAUCCUGACCGUCGUCUCAGGACUUUGAAAAGGAGUGGUUUCCUCAUUGGUUGUCUCAUGGGAUGUGCACUCCAGAAUUUAGUUUAUGUUAAGUUGCAGAUGCUGCCAAAGCUUUAAAUACAAGUCAGGCUCAAGGGCUCUGGAUGGCCAGGGCGGGGCUGUACUAAUCUCACAGAUGUAUGAGAUGGGUUGUUUGCUCUUGGAAUUUCAUGAGCAAGCACAUCUGCUAGCGCACUGCAGAAACAAGGCCAAAACCUUGAAGUUCUCCAUCCUGAGCAGAACAGAAUGGACACGCUACCGGGACUCCACUGGAACAGCUGGGGUUGAGCUGGGACUGCUCCACUGUGAGGAGGAAUGUAAGCUGAAAAGGAAUCGAAGGACAGGAGGACACCACGGCCAGGAGACUGGGCGUGGGACCAUAGGUAGACCUCAUGCAUCCCUUGCUGCCUGCUGCAGACCAGCCUGACAUGUGACAGUGGUGAAGGUCUCUUCUGCCGUGUAUUUCCACUGCUCUGAGGAACGUGCCCAGAGCUGUAGUCCAAGUGGAGAGAGGGCAGAUGUGGAAAAGCAGAGAGAGACCAACAGGCCAGUCCUGCAAAGGACACUCCUUUUCUGCGUCAGAUUUCUUGAGGUGAUGGGUCCACUUCUCUCCUUCCCCUGCCCACGUUCCCUUUGAGAGAACCGCAGGGGGGGUGGGGUGGGCAGGACCCUGGCUGACCCGGUGUUCUAGGAUUCUCCCCUGUCGGCGGGACCUUGACAGAACAUUCUGUGGACAUUCUCCACACGUGCCAUAGAUUGGAUGUAAAGUUCUUUCAAAGCGGGCUGAUGUUUGUGACAAUGUAAUGUUUUUAGUUAGUCCAUAAAUAAAGACUUUUUUAGAAAAGCA
This is a messenger RNA of Cavia porcellus (domestic guinea pig), 4623 nucleotides long. It is a transcript of the gene Irf4, whose product is annotated as interferon regulatory factor 4. The transcript is spliced from 9 exons. Lineage: Eukaryota; Metazoa; Chordata; Mammalia; Rodentia; Caviidae. Gene Ontology annotation, cellular component: nucleus. Gene Ontology annotation, molecular function: RNA polymerase II cis-regulatory region sequence-specific DNA binding; DNA-binding transcription factor activity, RNA polymerase II-specific; protein binding. Gene Ontology annotation, biological process: regulation of transcription by RNA polymerase II; immune system process. Bases 450 to 1805 code for a protein of 451 amino acids. The record is from RefSeq and is a predicted model, not a curated record.